Messenger RNA from Oenanthe melanoleuca, 1017 nucleotides. It is a transcript of the gene YRDC, whose product is annotated as yrdC N6-threonylcarbamoyltransferase domain containing. Gene Ontology annotation, cellular component: cytoplasm. Lineage: Eukaryota; Metazoa; Chordata; Aves; Passeriformes; Muscicapidae. Gene Ontology annotation, molecular function: tRNA binding; double-stranded RNA binding; nucleotidyltransferase activity. The record is from RefSeq and is a predicted model, not a curated record. The annotation marks the transcript as partial. Gene Ontology annotation, biological process: regulation of translational fidelity. The transcript has 5 exons.
UUGCGUCACAGCCGCGCGCCGGAAGUGCCGCGCAUGGCGCGGGUGCUGGCGCUGGCGCGGGCGGCGGAGGCAGCGGUGGGGCCGGGGCCGGGCCCGGGGCGCGGCCGCCUGGUGCUGCUGCCGCCCGCCGGCGGGGCCCGGCCCGGCCCGCGGGGCGCGCGCGGGGACCCCGCGGAGGGCGGCGGCAGCGGGCGGUGGCGGCAGGAGCCGGGGAGCCCCGCCGAGGCCUGGCGCGGCGCGGGCUGGGAGGAGGCGGUGGCGGCCGCGGCCGAUGCCCUGCAGGCGGGCGGGCUGGUGGCCGUGCCCACGGACACGGUGUACGGCGUGGCCUGCCUGGCCCAGGACUCGGCCGCGGUGCGCAGCAUCUACAGCCUGAAGGGGCGGAACGGCGCCAAGCCGCUCGCCAUCUGCCUCGGGGACGUGGAGCGGCUCUACAGGUACUGCCACGUCAAUGUUCCCGACGAGCUGCUGCGGGACUUGCUGCCGGGACCCGUGACCCUGGUCUUACAGCGAUCAGAAGAGCUGAAUAAAGACUUGAAUCCAUUCACGUCGCUGGUGGGUGUUCGCAUUCCAGACCAUCCCUUCCUGAGGGACCUGGCCCGUGCCUGCCCGGGGCCGCUGGCUCUGACCAGCGCCAACAUCAGCGCCCAGGGCAGCACCCUGACCGUGCUGGAAUUCCAGGACUUGUGGCCUCAGCUGUCCUUGGUCAUUGAUGGAGGCCCCAUAGGAGACAUCCAGAGCCCAGAGUGUCGCUUGGGGUCAACUGUGGUUGACUUGUCUGUGUCAGGGAAAUUCUCCAUCAUCCGGCCUGGCUGUGCACUGACACCCACAGUUGAAAUCCUGAAGACGAAGUAUGGCUUGGUACCAGAAUCUUCCUAACCCUUGGGACUGGGAGCUGGUGGAGCUGGGCACUGUGUGCCUGUGCACUCAGGAAUGGGUGAUCAUGGCCUUGUUUAAUGAGGUCAAUGGGUUAUGUCAAGGUAAAUAAAAAAAGAUUAAAAAAGAAAGACUAAAAAA